Rhipicephalus microplus (southern cattle tick) is the source of this 1588-nucleotide messenger RNA. Its product is annotated as lysosomal aspartic protease. Gene Ontology annotation, molecular function: aspartic-type endopeptidase activity. Lineage: Eukaryota; Metazoa; Arthropoda; Arachnida; Ixodida; Ixodidae. The record is from RefSeq and is a predicted model, not a curated record. Gene Ontology annotation, biological process: proteolysis.
AAAAGCAGCCGCCGAGAGGUGAUUGUAUGCCAUUGACGACAACCAAGCACCGUCUUUGAACUUGGCCUCUUCACGUAUAUAUGAGGGCUCAUCCGCGAGCAAAAGCGCACAAACGCUGCUUCUGCUUCCAUCGAAAAGCCGAUUACCAUCGUUGACAAGGAUGCCGAUGCUCAGGCUAAGCCUCUUUGUUUUAUUGGGAUGGGCAGGACCCUUUCUGGCCCGUGGCUCAAGUAAUGGCCCUGCCGGUCAAGCACUCAAAAUGGUGUCGGUACCACUGGACAACUACAACAAUCUCACAUACAUCACAAAGCUCAUGCUAGGUACGCCACCGCAGAAAUUCUUGGUCAUGCUUGAUUCGGCGGGUACAACGUGGGUUCCUGCCUACUACUGCACGCAAGCGGAGCCCUGCUUUGAACACAAGAUGUAUGACUGGAGCAAGUCGACGACGCAGAGCAGUGACUGGGAAGACGGUGCCACACCCUUUGGAAGGGGCAACGUAACCGGCUACGUAUUUCGGGAUGCUCAUGAGCUCGGCGGCGUGUCCCUCGGAAAUCUUCAGUUUGUGAAUGGAAUAGGCUUCCCCGGGGUGCCCAGCUUCGUGGACAAGCCCUUCGACGGCGUCUUCGGGCUGCGUCUCGGCGCAAACUCUACGCUUUACGAAAUGGCUAAAUCGGGUGUAAUCGGCAGUCCAAAGGUGGGACUUUAUUUUAGCAACGACAUGACCACUCCAGGGGAAGCCCUCUUCGGAGGUGCAAAUGAGCAGCACUACCAAGGUUCAAUGACCUUCAUGGAUGCUCUCGACAGUGCCUUUAAGGUUCAUCUAAAUGGAUAUGAAGUGGCUGGUCAGAGAGAAAGGCUACGAGCAUCGUGGGCUCGGCCGGCUCCAACGGAGCCCUUCAUUGGAGGACCCGCGAGCGAAAUAAAGAAAAUCAACACACUGCUUGGUGCCAGGAAGAUCGAGGAUGGAAAAUACCAACUGCAGUACGAGCUCCACUGCAACGCCAGGACUUCCGACUUUACGUUCAUAUUUGGCGGACAAGAGAUCGUCCUGGGGCCAGAAGACUACGUGGUGAAGGUGGAGACAACAACUGAAACUACAUGUUACAGCGGCUUCGUUGAAGCGGAAGCGGUAGCGAAUGCCAGUUGGCACUUAGGUCUUGUAUUCCUCAGACGAGUCUACACCGUGCUCGAGGCGCCGCUAGAGCCCUCUGGUAAUGGACGAGUGGGUUUUGCCAUCGCGAAAUAAAUUUCUCAGCUUGCCACUCGGAACAUUUUAGCUAAAUACCGAAUCUACAAAACUUCUCUUUUGUAUGUUUUUGCUACGGUUGUCUGGAGUGCUCUGCUAAUAAUAUUUCUAACAUAAAGAUCAGCUUACAUCUUCCUGUUGUGAAUGUCUUACAGCAAAGAAUUCUUUGUCAAUAGCUGCCUGGAGGAUGAUUGCAGUGUGCUGUUACUUGCUGUUAAGUGACAAGUAGCAUUUUUAAAGAUUUGUUAUAGUGGCUUUGGCCUAAAAGACUGUGAAUUAAACUUCAUCUAGUAGCGACAAGUCGGGAUUUCGCUGGAAAGAAUAAAGUCUGAUUAAGAAUAA